Molecule: messenger RNA, 180 nt
Organism: Schizophyllum commune H4-8
Lineage: Eukaryota; Fungi; Basidiomycota; Agaricomycetes; Agaricales; Schizophyllaceae
Exons: 2
Source: RefSeq, a predicted model, not a curated record
AUCAGCUCUUCAGAUGCGCUUCGAUGCACUUUGUCGGAGGGGGAUGGGCUGAUCGCCCGAGGCGGUGCUGGCGACGACGAGCAGGCAACGCGCAACGAGGAUGACGACCAGCAGCCAGCCGCCCCCGCACCGAUGCACCGGCGGAGAAUAGGCGGGAGAGUCUAUGCCAUAAGACGAUAA